Molecule: messenger RNA, 2247 nt
Organism: Pangasianodon hypophthalmus (striped catfish)
Lineage: Eukaryota; Metazoa; Chordata; Actinopteri; Siluriformes; Pangasiidae
Gene: drc4
Product: growth arrest-specific 8
Exons: 11
Coding region: 373-1560 (395 amino acids)
Biological process (GO): flagellated sperm motility
Cellular component (GO): microtubule; motile cilium; Golgi apparatus
Molecular function (GO): small GTPase binding; microtubule binding
Source: RefSeq, a predicted model, not a curated record
GAUUUGUCUUCUCGCGAGAUUUGGAUCUUCUGUUGCCAUGACGCCGUGUUGUUGUAUGACGACCCCGAGCUGCUCAGCUACACAGCGUCUUGACGAUAUUUAGCUAAUUAAAACAACAUCAUGCCUCCGAAAAAGAAAGGCACAAAGUCUGCUAAGGGAAAGAGCAGUACUGUAGUGGAUGGACUUUCUACAGAAGACAUGUCGAAGGAGCAGCUGGAAGAACACAUUAUCCGGCUGCGUGAGGAGCUGGACCGGGAGCGAGAAGAGCGCAAUUACUUCCAGCUCGAAAGAGAUAAGAUACACACCUUUUGGGAGAUCACCAAAAGACAACUAGAGGAGAAGAAAGCUGACCUAAGGAACAGAGACUGAGAAAUGGAAGAAGCUGAAGAGAACCAUCAAACUGAAAUCAGGGUGUACAAGCAGAAGGUUAAACACUUGCUGUAUGAACAGCAAAACGGCAUUACCGAGCUUAAGACAGAGGCAGUGGUUGCCACCAAACUCCUGGAGAAAGAGCAGGCAGACCUGGAGAACGAGCUGCGGAGAGGCGUGCGCAGCCUGAAAGUGGACCUGAAAGAACAGGAGUUCUCCAACGAGAACUACAUCAAGAACCUAAAACUGAGCCAUGAUAAGGAAAUCACCAAACUGAGAAGUGAAUUUGAGGAAAAAGUACGAGAAAUCGAGGCUAAAUAUGAGAAGAAGAUGCAAAAACAGCGACAGGAGCAAGACCUGAGGCGCAAGACUGAAAUCCAUGAGAUCGAGCAAAGGAAGAACAUCCACAUUAACACGCUGAUAAAGAACCACGAGAAAGCGUUCAGUGAUAUUAAGAACUAUUACAGUGAUAUCACUCUCGGGAGCUUCAACCAAAUCAGCUCGCUUAAGGAGCAAGUGGCUGACAUGAAGAAGAAGGAGGAGAGGUUGGAGAAGGAGAUGGCCGAGGUGCUGCAGCAGAACAAGCGUUUGACGGAGCCGCUGCAGAAAGCCACGCAGGAAGUGUCAGAGCUGCAGAAACAGCUCUCCAACUAUAAUAAGGACAAAGCCUUACUGGCAGGAGUGAAAGCACGUCUCAAAGUGGCAGAUAAAGAGCUGAAGGACCUGAAAUGGGAGCAUGAAGUGCUGGAGCAGAGAUUCAGUAAGGUGCAGCAGGAGCGAGAUGAACUGUACCAGAAGUUCACCAAGGCCAUCCUGGAGGUGCAGCAGAAGAGCGGCUUUAAGAACCUGCUUCUGGAGAGGAAACUGGAAGCUCUUACAGACACCCUGGAGAAGAAAGAGGCACAGCUCAAUGAGGUCCUUGCUGCCUCUAAUUUAGAGCCCAGCGCCCUGAACGUGGUCACUCGCAAACUGGAGGAAGUGUUGGACUCGAAAAACGUUGCUAUUAAAGACCUGCAGUAUGAACUGGCUCGCAUGUGUAAGGCGCAUAACGACCUGCUGAGGACGUAUGAGGCGAAACUGAAGGCUUUCGGGAUCCCUGUGGAUGAACUGGGCUUUAAACCACUGGAGAGCAGCUUAGUGAAGCAGACCCUAGGUCAGGGACCAGCCGGCCUGGUGUCUGCCCCGCUCUAACCUCACUGCCUUAAACAUGUACUUUCACAUCAGCCAUAAUGCCCUGGGACUCGUCUCAUAUUCAUCCUACAACAACAACAACAACAACAACAACAAAAAUGCUGCUAUGUCUCGCUCUCUCACUUUCUCUUUUAUGAAAGAAGGAAUUCUAAAUCAGUCCCAAUAAAUAUUUUGGAAAAAGAAAUACUUUACUUACUUUUCUAACACCUGUUUUCUAACACCUGUUUACUUACCACUUUAUUAGGAACACCAUACAAAGGGAUGCACAAGGUCAGUAACAAUAUUUAGAUGCACUUGCAUUCAAGCUGUAAGCUGUGGCAGUCAUACGGUCCUCGAUUGGUAUUAAAUGCCCCAGUGUGGGCGAAGAAAACACUCCCCGCGCCAUUACACCAUCACCACCAGCCUGAACUGUUGACACGGGGCAGGUUGGGUCCGUGGAUUCAUGCUGACCCUAUUUCUUUCAGAAGAACAUCCUCUAAAGUCACUGACUUAAGUGCAACGUUUCAACAUGUAAUAAUGUAAAGCUGAAAUAAUGUAUGGAUUUAUGGUAUUUGUGUAGGUAUCAGUUGACGAUGCAUGUGAAUACGUCUAAUGGAUGAUUUAAGCCAUCAUUUCUUCUCUGGGUUUUAUUAUAAUUACAGUAACUGAAGCAGGAGAAAGUUUCAUUAAAGCAUUUCUGGUAUUUUA